AUGCUCCGCGACGAGCUGCUUCGCUCCAAGAACGACGAGAUCUCACGAUGUUUGCAGUCACGAAAGCGAAAACUGAGUGAGCUCUAUUUUGCGACGGUCGGAUGCUUAGGCGCGACCGACAGGGCCACCGCGGACACCCUUUAUGAGCAAAAGAAACAAGCGUUCCUCGAUGCCAACGACCUCGCCAAGGGUCGAUUUUUUAAUGAAUCCACUCUUCCUUCUUUCCCCGACUAUGCGGACAUCGUUGCGCAAUUACAGGUGCAUGCUCGCCCUACCUCCAGCGAGGCUACUGCAUUAGAGAGAUCAACGAAGGAGCAGAUUCAUCAAACAAAGCCUCUCUCUCCAGGACAGCCUUGUGCCGGUGGCAGGAUUCGAAAUGUUCCAGAAACGGCGACUGAUGACAAGAUACAGCUUGAUCAAGAUGCCUUGUCCUCAAGAACAGAUAUCAAGCAUCCUACUGUUGAAACAGCUUCUCCCCAACCGUCUACUGCGCAAAGGACUGAUGUAGCUGCGCAGCCGACCCCGACUGUUAGCACCAAGCCUCAAUUUACGGAGCCUGGGACACCAGUAAGCACACAUGAACAUGCUGUGCCAGGCAGCUUCACUUCUCCUUCUCAUACCCGCCCGAGCCUUAGAGACAAAGCUACUGAGCCAUCUGUUUUGGAACACGGUGUUUCAACAAUAUCGCAAAGGACGGAUACCAAUCUUCAAUAUAAACAAGACCGCAGGCCAUCUUUACCAUUAGGGACAGCUACUCGAUUAGAUCAACCGCUUUCUCCUGCUUCCUCUAUCGAACCAUUCUCCAAUAAUACUCCUAUACCUCCAGCUGCAUCUUCGGAUACAUCUCCAGAAUCCGGAGAACCCGAGGACCAUGAUGCCAUCUCAGCGAAGCCAGUUGUUGAUACACAAGAUCAUAUAUCAGCACAGGUGCAAGGGAAACCAACGCCGGUUAUACCUUCGACUCCAGACGAACAAUUACGGCUUGAGGAAGCGCAGUCUCUCUUGCAAAAUACACAAACUUUACCUACUAGUAGAGCACCUGGAGAUCUCGGCAAGCCUGAGAUUAGCUCACUCUCGAAACAACUAGUCAAAGAAGGCGCGCAACCGAAACCAUUAUCUAGCGAAGAUCAAAAGGUAUCAGGUGGACGCACCUUCGAGAGUUUCCAGGACGCAGCCAUUUCGCCGGCAUCUUCCGGCAUUCCAGAAGCUCAUGCGAACCGUGGCAUUCCUGUCUCUGCUCCUACAGAACCGUUAGUAGAACAACCGACACUGGAGACCGCAUCCAUGAACAAGCGACCGUCGCCUGCAAACAAUGUCGCAGUACAGCCAGUACCCGAGAGAAUGACUACUCGAGUAUCCUCGGGGGCUAUUCGGCAUAAAUCAGUUUCUGAAAUCCUUGGAGAGACUCCAAAGACUGCUCAGCAGACAAAUGUUUCUCGCGAACCUGCCGCUAUGAAAUCUCCUGUUUCUCAAGGAAGUCCAGAUUCCGCAUCACGUAUCAGGCAAAGGAAAGACCGAGAGAAAGAGCGCACGAAACUUUCUACCGUAGUUUUUCUCAAGAAGCAAUUGGAUAAGAAUGAUGCUUUCGGUUUGGUCCGUCAGAAAUCGGGCGAUUUGGUGGCUGGAUUAAAUGAACAACAAGACUAUCUGUUUACACUGUUUCAGAAUAAGGCUUAUUCACCCCCUCGCAGUUCGAAUAUCUCAACUCUCCUGGCCACUGCCCAUAAGACAUUGAGUACCUCAAAUCAUCUUCUUGAAUAUCAGGAACAAAUGGAUUGCCGUACGCUUCGUCGCAUUUAUGCCCUGCAAAAUGCCAAUAGAUGGCCGCUGCGUCAGUUGGAACGAUCUGCGGAGCCCCAUCGACAAGGCACUCAUUGGGAUGUUCUUCUGGAUCAUAUGAAAUGGAUGCGCACGGAUUUCAAGGAAGAGCGCAAAUGGAAAAUUGCAGCUGCGAAAAGUUGCGCUGAGUGGUGCGCUGAAUAUGUUCAAAGUGAACCCGCACAACGAAGCCAGCUCCGCGUGCAUACGAAGACUCGGCAAAAGAGAUGGGUUGAAGAUUCUAAGAUGGAUGGAGUUACCAGCGAUUCGAUGGUAGUUGAAAAUGCCGUGGAUGAUAUGGGCCCUGUUUCUCAGCCCACUCCAGACUUAGUACCUUCUGCAGAAGAAGAAUCAGUCAGCGAAGGCUUCGCAGACGAGCCGCGGUCCGAUUUGAGAGACACUGUUGCUCCAGCAGCUAUUUUCUCACUAGGAUCAGAAGAGUUUAACUUUUCUAUUGAUUUUACACCGGUUUCAGAAAAAUUGUUGGGAGAGUUACCUAUUUAUGCUCCCAUUGGGUUAUCGCCAGAAACACAUAUGCCUGUUUUCAAGUAUCAGCCUGAUACGGAUUGGAAAACAGAAGUUCUUCAGGUCUCAAAAUACUCUUCAGGCCGAAUCAGUUUCCGUGACGACGAACCUGCGAGAAAGAAGAGUAGGUACGACUACACUCUUCAUGAUGACCAAUACGAGACACCUAUCAUCGACAUAAACCCCGAGCAAACAGACGUUGCUCUUUUCCGUCCGGAGAAUAAGCAUAUACGAGAUCGUAUCCACCCUGGUCAUUCUUUUCGGCCGCCAACCGAAUAUCCCAUGCCAUCCGUUGGGUUCUUUGAGUCUAGACAGUCUUCACAAUGGACGCUCUCUGAGGAUGACGAACUCCGUCGUCUCGUGAAGGAUUAUUCGUACAAUUGGUCGCUAAUUUCCAGCUGUCUUUCAUCGCCGUCCAUGUUUUCGUCUGGUGCCGAGCGUAGAACCCCAUGGGAAUGUUUCGAACGGUGGAUUGGUCUUGAAGGCUUGCCUGCAGAUAUGUCCAAGACUCAGUAUUUCCGUGCUUACCAUCAGCGUCUGGAAGCUGCUCAACGUACUGUACUUGCACAACAGCAAGCUGCGCAACAGCAGCAGCAACAGGCGCAACAGGGCAAUCCAGGUUCCGUCCAACCUGUGAUUCGUCGAAGGACAACGCAACCUGUUCGUGUUGACCGCCGACGAGCUUCUCGCCAUCUUGCACUGUUAGAUGCCAUGCGGAAAUUGGCUAAGAAACGGGAAACGAUGCUUCAGAAGCAACAGCAAGCUACCCAUCUCGCUUCUCUGCGGAAAGUGAAUGAAGCAAAUCAACCGAAACCUCCUAUCACGAAUCCGGCUGAUUUUAGCAAAUUGAAAUACGAACGUGAACAAAAGCUCCAGGAGAGGCAGGAACAAUACCGUCAACAGAUGAUUGCACAGCAAAGAGCUACUCUGGCUGCGCAACGAGCCCUUCCAAAUCAACAAGCAGCUGCUUUGGGUGGUGUUGUUGGUAGAACACCCAAUGGUGUCCAACCUGCUGGCGCCCAACCUCUUCCUGCAUCGGCGCAGAAUGCUGUCGCCAAUGGCAUGCCCCCAAACGCAAACCUGAACCACGGAAAUGUCAUGCCUAUGCAAGGUUUGUCGAAUGGUAGACCUAUGGGGAGCCCUCUACCACCUAACGCAAUGGGUGUGAAGAUGGUGCCACAGCAAGGCAUGCAACAGCAAAUGGCAGGCCGGCCAGGAAUACCUAUUCAAGGAUCCCCCGACAAUGCCAGAGUGAUUCGCGAGGCCAAUCGGCUUCAAGAACAACAACGUCUUUUGCAAUCCCGACAGCAACAACAAGGGCAGCAGGUCCAGCAGGCAGGGCAACAGCAAUUCCAUAGUCCUCAGCAAUUUGGUCAACAAGGCGCUCACUCGCCUAAUGUCAACGUUCAAGGACUCAAUGGGAACCAAGGCAAUGCGACUAGUGCAGCCAUACUUGCAGCAAUGCAAGCUGCAACUGGGAUAACCAACCCGUCGUUUCAUAAUAGCAAUGUUCAAGGUGUGACAUCGGCUUCUCCUCGGAUGGCUCAACCAAAUCACCUUUCAAGUGGUGUCGUUCCGACAAUAACCAAUAUCCAAAACCAAAUUCAAAGAAGCCACCCGAACUUGUCUCCCGAGCAGGUCGCCAAACUCGCAACCGAUCGCCUUCAUCUAUAUCAACAACAGCAGCAACGCAUGACGCAGGCUGCAAUGAAUGCCGCUGUUGGCAGUGCUGGCGGUGCUAUACAAUCCAAUUUCCAGAUUCCCCAGGAUUCCAAUUUUCAAAGUUCUCCUCAAGCCAGCGGUAAUGUAGGGAUACAGAACUCUCAGCAGACCCAGUUCUCGCCAAUGAUGAGAGUCGCUCAACCCAACCAACAGAACCGCGUACCCGUUGGAAGUUCACCGUCGCUGAAUGGAAGCGUUCUCCCGCAACAAAGCCGAAGCGCUACGCCGCAAGCUCAACGCAGUGGAAGUGUCCAACAGACAGCAGCAGCAUCUGUCCCAGGCACAAAUAAAAGCCCUCACCCUCCAGCAGCACAAAUGGCCAGUAAUAGCUGGAUAAAUGGCUUUUAUUCCUACCAACGGUUCUACCCCAUUCUCAUACAUGAAGUUUUAUGGCCUGCUGGUGGUGUAGUUGGCAGUGCACCGCUGAAGGCCUCUGGGAGGAAUGUGAUUGAGUAG
This is a messenger RNA of Talaromyces atroroseus, 4521 nucleotides long. RefSeq names its product Chromatin modification-related protein eaf1. The record is from RefSeq and is a predicted model, not a curated record. NCBI's taxonomy places the organism in Eukaryota, Fungi, Ascomycota, Eurotiomycetes, Eurotiales, Trichocomaceae. The coding region runs from base 1 to 4521 and encodes 1506 amino acids. The transcript has 7 exons.